AUGAUGAGGGUAGUAUACCCUGGUGAGCAGCAUCUGAUGGUACUGAUCUUGGAGACGGAUGAGAGUACCCAGACUAGGUGUGUCCAGAGUGUCAGGAAACCCUUCCUUCAUGUGCGUGUCACCCUCACUCUCCAGGUCCUUGCUAUAGCCAUGAACACUACAUCUCCUGCGGCACCCUCCUCACCAGGUGUCAGUUUCAUCUCUCUGCUGGUCAUCAUCGUACUGUCAGUGGCGCUGGCUGUAGGGCUUCCUGGCAACAGCUUUGUGGUGUGGAGCAUCCUGGCAAAGCUGCCGAAGCGCUCUGUCACUGCCCUGAUGGUGCUGCACUUGGCCCUGGCCGACCUGGCCGUCUUGCUCACUGCCCCCUUUUUCCUCCACUCUGUGGCCCAAGGCACCUGGACUUUCGGAACCUCCGGCUGCCGCCUGUUCCACUAUGUCUGUGGAGUCAGCAUGUAUGCCAGCGUCCUGCUUAUCACGGCCAUGAGUCUGGACCGCUCGCUGGCGGUGGCCCUGCCCUUUGUGUCCCAGAAGCUGCGCACCAAGGCAGUGGCCUGGCGGGUGCUGGCCGGCAUCUGGGUAGUGUCUGUUCUGCUGGCCACUCCCGUCCUCUUGUACCGCACGGUGUACUUGCGACCGGACAAUAGGAGCCUGAUCUGCUUCCCGACGUACCCCAGCGAAAGACAUCGGGCCUUCCAUCUGUUCUUCGAGGUGAUCACCGGCUUCCUGCUGCCCUUCCUGGUCGUGGUGGCCAGCUACUGCGACAUCGGGCGCAGGUUGCGGGCCCGGCGCUUCCGCCGCAGCCGCCGCACCGGCCGCCUGGUGGCGCUCAUCAUCCUGGCCUUCGCCGCCUUCUGGCUGCCCUACCACGUGGUGAACCUGGCCGAGGGGUUCCGCGCCGCAGCGGGCAAGGCCGUGGGUUCCGGACCGGUGGGUAAUCGGCUGCUCCUGGCCCGCCACGUGCUCAUCACGGUGGCCUUCCUGAGCAGCAGCGUGAACCCCGUGCUGUACGCGUGCGCCGGGGGCGGCCUGUUGCGCUCGGCCGGCAUGGGCUUCGUCGCCAAGCUGUUGGAGGGCACCGGCUCCGAGGCGUCCAGCAGCCGUCGCGGGGGCACCCUGGCCCAGACGGUGAGGGGCACCCCCGCCUCUCCUGAGCCUGACCCCGCCGAGAGCCUCACUGCCUCCACCAACCCUCUGGAGUGAAGCGAACUCAACUAGGCCUGCUGGCUGGCCGCAGUGCAAAGACCCUAGCUUGGGGGAAUGCCCUCCCCACUGGCCUGACCCAAUUUUUGACCAUCCCCCUCCUUCCCCCAGGAAGAGAACGCUGGUGGGAGAGUGGGGCGGAAGCGGGGGAGGGGCACAAGUCAGGGCUGAAUGGGAACCGGGUCCCCACCGGCAGCCUUAGAAUUAAAACUGAAGUCUGAAACUGGG
Messenger RNA from Cervus elaphus (red deer), 1428 nucleotides. It is a transcript of the gene LTB4R, whose product is annotated as leukotriene B4 receptor. The coding region runs from base 1 to 1200 and encodes 399 amino acids. NCBI's taxonomy places the organism in Eukaryota, Metazoa, Chordata, Mammalia, Artiodactyla, Cervidae. Gene Ontology annotation, biological process: inflammatory response; complement receptor mediated signaling pathway; positive regulation of cytosolic calcium ion concentration. The record is from RefSeq and is a predicted model, not a curated record. The transcript has a single exon. Gene Ontology annotation, molecular function: leukotriene receptor activity; complement receptor activity. Gene Ontology annotation, cellular component: plasma membrane.